Messenger RNA from Dama dama (fallow deer), 4102 nucleotides. It is a transcript of the gene PDE4B, whose product is annotated as phosphodiesterase 4B. Lineage: Eukaryota; Metazoa; Chordata; Mammalia; Artiodactyla; Cervidae. Bases 21 to 2186 code for a protein of 721 amino acids. Gene Ontology annotation, molecular function: 3',5'-cyclic-AMP phosphodiesterase activity; transmembrane transporter binding. The record is from RefSeq and is a predicted model, not a curated record. The transcript has 15 exons. Gene Ontology annotation, biological process: signal transduction. Gene Ontology annotation, cellular component: perinuclear region of cytoplasm; nucleus; cytosol.
GCCAGCACUCCAUAUAAGACAUGACAGCAAAAGAUUCUUCAAAAGAACUUACUGCUUCUGAAUCUGAGGUUUGCAUAAAGACUUUCAAGGAGCAAAUGCACUUAGAACUUGAGCUUCCAAGACUACCGGCAAACAGACCUACAUCUCCUAAAAUUUCUCCACGCAGUUCGCCAAGGAACUCACCCUGCUUUUUCAGAAAGUUGCUGGUGAAUAAAAGCAUUCGGCAGCGUCGUCGCUUCACUGUGGCUCAUACAUGCUUUGACGUGGAAAAUGGCCCUUCCCCAGGUCGGAGCCCGCUGGACCCCCAGGCCAGCUCCUCUUCUGGGCUGGUUCUUCAUGCCACCUUUCCCGGGCACAGCCAGCGCAGAGAGUCCUUUCUGUACAGAUCAGACAGCGACUAUGACUUGUCACCCAAGGCGAUGUCGAGAAACUCUUCACUUCCAAGUGAGCAACAUGGCGAUGACUUGAUUGUAACACCUUUUGCCCAGGUCCUCGCCAGCUUGCGAAGUGUGAGAAACAACUUCACUCUGCUGACAAACCUUCACGGAACAUCCAAUAAGAGGUCUCCAGCUGCUGGUCAGCCGUCUGUCUCCAGAGUCAACCUGCCAGAAGAAUCUUAUCAAAAAUUAGCAAUGGAAACGCUAGAGGAACUGGACUGGUGCUUAGACCAGCUAGAGACCAUACAGACCUACCGCUCUGUUAGUGAGAUGGCAUCUAACAAGUUCAAAAGAAUGCUGAACCGGGAGCUGACACACCUUUCAGAAAUGAGCCGAUCAGGGAACCAGGUGUCUGAAUACAUUUCAAAUACUUUCUUAGACAAACAGAAUGACGUGGAGAUUCCAUCUCCCACCCAGAAAGACAGGGAGAAAAAGAAAAAGCAACAGCUCAUGACACAGAUAAGCGGAGUGAAAAAACUGAUGCAUAGUUCAAGCUUAAAUAAUACAAGCAUCUCACGCUUUGGAGUCAACACGGAAAAUGAAGAUCAUCUAGCCAAGGAGCUGGAAGACCUGAACAAAUGGGGCCUUAACAUCUUCAAUGUGGCUGGAUAUUCACAUAAUAGGCCCCUAACAUGCAUCAUGUAUGCCAUAUUCCAGGAAAGAGACCUCCUGAAGACAUUCAAAAUCUCAUCCGACACCUUUGUUACCUACAUGAUGACUUUGGAAGACCAUUACCAUGCAGAUGUGGCAUAUCAUAACAGCCUACAUGCUGCUGAUGUGGCCCAGUCAACCCAUGUUCUUCUUUCUACGCCAGCUUUAGAUGCAGUCUUCACAGAUUUGGAAAUUCUGGCCGCCAUUUUUGCAGCUGCUAUCCAUGACGUUGAUCAUCCUGGAGUCUCCAAUCAGUUUCUCAUCAACACAAAUUCAGAACUUGCUUUGAUGUAUAAUGAUGAGUCUGUGUUGGAAAACCAUCACCUUGCUGUGGGUUUCAAACUGCUCCAAGAAGAACACUGUGACAUCUUCCAGAAUCUCACCAAGAAGCAACGUCAAACACUCAGGAAGAUGGUUAUUGACAUGGUCUUAGCAACUGAUAUGUCCAAACACAUGAGCCUGCUGGCCGACCUGAAGACAAUGGUAGAAACAAAGAAAGUUACAAGUUCUGGUGUUCUUCUCCUGGACAACUAUACUGAUCGUAUACAGGUUCUUCGCAACAUGGUACACUGUGCAGACCUGAGCAACCCCACCAAGUCCCUGGAAUUGUAUCGACAGUGGACAGACCGAAUCAUGGAGGAAUUUUUCCAGCAGGGAGACAAAGAGCGGGAGAGGGGAAUGGAGAUCAGCCCCAUGUGUGAUAAGCACACAGCUUCCGUGGAAAAAUCCCAGGUGGGUUUCAUCGACUACAUUGUCCAUCCCCUGUGGGAGACCUGGGCGGACCUGGUCCAGCCUGAUGCCCAGGACAUUCUGGAUACUUUAGAAGAUAACAGGAACUGGUACCAGAGCAUGAUACCCCAGAGCCCCUCCCCACCUCUGGACGAGCAGAACAGAGACUGCCAAGGCCUGAUGGAGAAGUUUCAGUUUGAACUAACCCUCGAAGAGGAGGAUUCUGAAGGCCCCGAAAAAGAUGGCGAGGGCCACAGCUAUUUUGGCAGCACAAAGACGCUCUGUGUGAUCGAUCCGGAAAAUAGGGGUCCUCUGGGAGAGACUGAGGUAGAUAUCACCACGGAAGACAAGUCCCCGAUCGACACAUAAUCUCCCUCUUCAUGCGGAGAUGAACAUUCCACCCUUGACAAGCAUGCCAGCUAUAUGGUAGGGCCAGCCCACCAUGGGGGCCGAGGCCCGCACGGGACAAGGGCCAUGCGGCCUUUCCAGUUACUUGAGUUUGGAGCCAGAAUGCAAGACCGUGAAGCAAAUAGCAGCAGCCCAGGAAGUUCCACAGUUGACUUGCCUUGCUUGCAAGCUGAGUGGAGAGCUGAAGCUUUCUAUGGUUCUGGAGGCCAGCUGUGCAUCACGACCGAAUAGCUUGAAAGUGGAAGACACCAAACUGAGAGAUUUUUCUGCACUAUGUUUUGGGCAUCUGUCCCCUCUGGUGACUGAACUGACUAAUAAUGUCAUUUCUAAAUCUGCUUACCUGUCCCCUUGUCUGCCAACCUGUGUGCCUUUUUUGUAAAACAUUUUCACGUGUUUAAAAUCCUGUUGAAUACCUAGAAUUUAGUAUCAGCUUCUACACAGAUAAGCAUUACAAGCUGACAAAAACUUUUUUGACUCUUUCUGAGGGGAAAAAAAAAGGAAAGUAAAUUGUCUUCCUUCUUUCUUGGGCAAUAUCUUUUACUCAACUACAGUUACUUUUGCAAAUAGAAAGGCUACACUUCUAACCACAUUCAACUUCCUUCCCCUAUGGUCCCAAACAACUCCUCAGUUGCCCUUAUAACAGAUCUCUGCCUGCCUGCUCUGAACAGUACUUUUUCUCCUCUAGAAUUGCACUUCUUUGCUGUAAAUGGAAUAAAGUUGAACAGACUAAGGGGUAGGAAUGGGUAGUUGUCUUGUCCACAGUAACAGUCUGUGUAGAAUUCAGCUUCACAAGGCAAUUGCCCUGCUGGGUCCUGAACCCCUGUGCGGCUGGGGUUGCACGAUCCCCAUCCUGUUCUCUUGUUCCCCUCUUCAUGCUCACACCAGUUACACUGUUUCCAAUUUAAUGCUGCCGUCUUUCUCUUGCACUGCCUUCUGUGCUAACACCUCCAUUUCUGUUUAUAACUGUGUAUUUAUUACUUAAUGUAUAUAAUGUAAUGUUUUGUAAGUUAUUAAUUUAUAUAUCUAACAUUGCCUGCCAAUGGUGGUGUUCAAUUUGUGUAGAAGACUCUGCCUAAGAGUUGCAACUUUUCUUGUAACGUUUUGUAUUGUGUAUUAUUAUAUAACCUGAACAUCACUGAAGAGAUGUCCCCCUCGCCAGUUGGGUCUGCCCUUUUCCUGGUCCGAGUUGCUAAUACUGCUCAACUCCUUCACAAACUGGUUUUGAAAACAGGAUUCUCACAUUAGAUACUAAUGGUUUCUACUGAGCUUUUACUUUUGUAUAGUUUGAUGGGGCGCCGGGGCAGUGGGCUGUGGUUUUUACCCCUGUUCUAUUCAGAUCUGUACACACUGAGUUGAGUUUUAACUGAGUUCUACUAUAAUUGAGGCUUCAGUUUAACAAGAAACACUACAUUUGGUUUAACAAGCAACUCACCAAUCAUUCUUCUGAGAGUCCCCAAACUACUGACUUUGAAGAGAAAGCUCCCAGUCUGCCAUUAAGCAGGAUUGUCAAUGUUCCAAUUAAUUACUAAAGCAAACAAUAAAACAAUGUGAACUUUACACUGAAAUGUGAACUGACAUAGUAAAUUAUGCAAAUGUGAAGCUUCUGAUAACACUUGUUAGACCUCUGACUGGCUUCAGUCUCUGUAAAAUCUAUUUCAUGCUUUCAGUUCAGCAUUGUGACUCAGUACUUCAAGAAAUGGCACAAAUGUGCAUGACCAAUGGGUUUCUAUGUCUAUGAACACUGCUUAUUUCAGGUGGACAUUUUAUUGUUUUCCAAAGUUUCUCACAAUGUAUGUUAUAGUAUUAUUAUUAUAUAUUGUGCUCAAAUGCAUUCUUAAGAGACUUUUAUAUGAGGUGAAUAAACAAAAGCAUGAUUA